This is a messenger RNA of Brassica napus (rape), 1266 nucleotides long. RefSeq lists its product as uncharacterized. The record is from RefSeq and is a predicted model, not a curated record. The transcript has 3 exons. Lineage: Eukaryota; Viridiplantae; Streptophyta; Magnoliopsida; Brassicales; Brassicaceae. The coding region runs from base 1 to 1266 and encodes 421 amino acids.
AUGGAAGGGGAUUGUGAGGAUCUCGUUACUUCAGCCGCCGUGCCGGAUUGGUCGAUCUCUGAGCUCGAUAUUCCUCAGAUCUCCGAGGAUUCGGUGGAUCAAGUCGUUGAGAUACGGCGAGACCUUGAUCUUUAUAAAGCUUUACUUUGUUUUAGGAUUUACCAUAGUGCUUCGUUUAAUUUUGUUUUUGCUUGCCAAGGGAACAUGGCAUCGAGAAGAUCAAACCCUCGCGAUUCUGAUAGGAUGCGAACUCGAACUGGUAGUGUUAACGUGGAACGCAUUCGAUCCGGAGAUGUGAGCGAAGCGCUCACAGAAGUUCUUCGUGAGGAGACCCGACUUCCGCGGGCUUCAACCCAAGAGGUAAAGGACCUCGAGGGUGAAAAGUCUGCUGCUUGUGUUAAGUCGAGUAGCCCGACAGGUUCGGAGGGGCGUGACCGUCCCCCGAAGAAGGCUAAAACGAAUGGUUCAUACCAUCGUCUCGGUGUUUCGGGUGAAGCGGCUGUUGCUAAACCGUUUCAUUGGCGGUUUUCUCACUCCAAGGAUUUCCCUAUUACGGAGGACCCGGAUAGUGUUGCUCACUUGGUCAGGCACUUCAAACCUGAUGGGUGUCCGCUUCCUUCUUUGCGAAAUAUGACGGAACGCGAGGCUUAUGUGAAGAUGGCUGUGGCCCAUGCUAAGGCUAUGGAGGCUAACAACGAGUUCACGGCGACUUUAGAGAAACACCUACAGGAUGUUCCGCGUUCUGACGAGCUUUAUGAAAUAAAGAAGGUCGUUCGAGAACUAAAGCUUGGUCUGAAGAUGGCUCAGGAUCGAGAGCGUGCCAAUGCUGCUCAACUGGCCGCUGCUGAAAAGUUGGGGAAUCAGACUGCUUCGCUCGAAGCUCGUCUGCGAGUUGUGAGUAACGAGAGGAAAUCGGCCCUCAAGCAAGUUUCCUUUUUGGAAGUGAAGGUUGAAUCUUCUGCUAAUAAGUUCUCUAACGACUUUCGUCGCGCAACUUAUAAUGCCAAAAAGGCUCUGGUGGAUAGCUACUUGGAUGUGUUGGUAUCUCUGAAGGAGAAGUGGGAGAAGAAGAAGGCCGCAACUGAUUGUGAAGCUCGUCUUUGGGAGGACAUGGCAAAUAUAGAUCUCUUGAAGGAGAUCAUGAACAACAAUCUUUUGGGUUCAGUCGAGUUGUUACGACUUCGAACAAAGGAGGUCGAGCUCGGGUCCGAGCUCGAUGUGAUGGCAAUUUCGGAUUUCUCCGUUGGGAAGCUCGAUCUGCCUUAG